AUGGGAGGCUGUGUAGCUUCAGUGCUGGUGCGGCAAAGCCGUUCGCGUGAGGUCCCAGACCGCUACAUUGAGGAGCGGCGCCGCUACGGGCCCUUGACGGUGGUUUCCGGCCCGCCGGAAGAUGACGUCUCCUCGGCGGUGUACCGCGUAGCCAACGUCACAGAGGAGGAGUUUGCACACUGCAGCAAAACAUGGUAUGAGGGGAUAAAUUUUAUGCAACGCUUGGAACAGACGUGCAAAAAGAAUGGUGAGCACCGUGCGAUUGCGUACCGCACCGUGCAAAAGGUUGAGACGGAGCAGCGCAAGGACGCGAAAGGCAUCACAAAGGAAUGGCAGGUAACAUAUCUAAGCGACCCCAUAUACAUGACGUACGCGGAAUUCUGGGGGAAGGCCACAGCGUUCGGUAAGGGUCUUACAGAGUUGGGCUUCAAGGAGGGUGCAAGAGUUGCGUUAUAUGAGGAUUCGCGGUGGGAGUGGAUGGCGUCGGCACUCGGCGUCUGGACGCAGGGGAUGGUCAGUGUGACGGUGUACGCCAACCUGGGCGAGGCUGCGCUGCUGCACGCGCUGGCGGAGUCCGAGUGCCCGGCGAUUGUGUGCAACGGCAAGUCCGUGAAGUCGCUACUGCCGCUGCUGCGCAAGGCGGGGCUCGAGCACACGGCCAUAAUCUACCUCGACGCGCUCCCCGCCGGCCUUGAUGUGGAGAGCCUCACGGCAGUGCCAUGGAACGCGGUUGUGGAGAAGGGCCUGAGCAGCACCGCCACAUCCGUGGUGCCGACUGACUGCGACCGCACAGCGCUGGUGAUGUACACCAGCGGCACCGUCGCGGAGCCGAAGGGGGUCAUUCACACAUUUGGCUCGCUCAGCGCCGGCGCGAUGGCACUCGACAACCGACUGACGGAACUUGUUGGCCCGAAGGAAGAGGGCGAGACGUACCUUGUCUACCUCCCACUUGCACACAUCCUGGAGUUUAUCUGCGAGGUUAUCAUGCUGAAUCGCGGAUCGUUGCUGUGUUACGGCUCGCCACGCACGCUCACAGAUGUCUCCGCACGCCCGCGUGGGGACCUGUCGGAGUUCAAACCGAUGCUGUUCGUCGGUGUUCCCCGCAUCUUCGAAACAAUACGCAAAACUGUGGAGAGCCAGCUCCCUCAGGGAAGCUUGAAGCGCACCAUCUUCGAGGCCGCGUACGCCUCACGGCUCCAGGCGCUGCAAAACGGAAAGGACACCCCCUUCUUGAAUGAGAAGGUGUUUCGUGUUCCACGUAGCAUGUUCGGCGGCAAGGCGCGCGGCAUCGUUUGCGGUGGUGCCCCACUUGGCGACAAGACGCAGGAAUUCAUGAACGUUGUCUUUGGUGUUCCAAUGGCUCAGGGCUACGGGCUGACGGAGACGUGUUGCAACGCGUCAGUGCAACGCACCGGUGAGCUGUAUCCGGCAGCGGGGCAGCUACUGAAAGUCGUCGAGGCGAAGCUGUACGACACAGAGGAGUACAAACAUACGGACAAGCCGUGCCCACGCGGGGAGCUGCUGGUGCGCGGUCCAUUUCUCUUCAAGGGAUACCUUAAACAGGAACAGCAGACGCAGGAGGCAUUCUUGCCAGGCGGCUGGUUCCGCACUGGCGAUGUGGUGGAGAUGGACGACACCGGCCUUAUUCGUAUCAUUGGCCGCGUGAAGGCGCUUGCGAAGAACCUACUGGGCGAGUACAUCCCGCUCGAGUACCUCGAGGCACUUUACGCGCAGCACCCGCUUGUGUGCCCCAACGGCGUCUGCGUUCUUGUUCACCCGCAACGCUCAUACAUCUGCGCGCUCAUUCUGACGGAUGCUUCCAAGGCGAGGCAGUUCGCUGCCGCCAACAAAAUCACUGGCGCGUGGCCUGACGUGCUUGAGGCUCCCCUCCUGCACCAGCGUGCUGCGGAGUCCCUUGCCGCAUACGCCAAGACCGAAGGCCGUCGUCCAUUCGAGCUGCUGCGCCACGUCCGCGUGCUGGCAGAUGAGUGGACGCCGGAGAACGGUAUGCUGACUGCCUCAAUGAAACUUCGCCGCAGCGCCAUAGAUGUUGAGUACGCGGAGACGAUUCGCGAGCUGUUCACCGAUGAGUGA
Messenger RNA from Trypanosoma grayi, 2094 nucleotides. RefSeq names its product fatty acyl CoA syntetase 1. The transcript has a single exon. The record is from RefSeq and is a predicted model, not a curated record. Gene Ontology annotation, molecular function: long-chain fatty acid-CoA ligase activity. Bases 1 to 2094 code for a protein of 697 amino acids. Lineage: Eukaryota; Euglenozoa; Kinetoplastea; Trypanosomatida; Trypanosomatidae. Gene Ontology annotation, cellular component: membrane; endoplasmic reticulum.